This is a messenger RNA of Penaeus vannamei (Pacific white shrimp), 1131 nucleotides long. The record is from RefSeq and is a predicted model, not a curated record. Lineage: Eukaryota; Metazoa; Arthropoda; Malacostraca; Decapoda; Penaeidae.
CAGCUGCUGCCCUCUGCCGAGCUGACGUGGCGAGAGUCGAAAAUGCUUGUGUGUAAACAUUCCUUGAGAUAAAAGUCGUAUUUGAGGUCCAUUUUCACGUCAAAAUGAUAUCCUUGAGGACAUUACUGGUCGUAUUUAACCUGUUCUUCGUUGCUGUGGGUGAUGAACACACACAUACGUACAAAGACUUGGAAGAGGUGGUACUAUGGAUGAACACAGUAGGGCCAUAUCACAACAGGCAGGAGACCUACUCAUACUUCUCCUUGCCCUUCUGUGUGGGGCCCAAGGAGAAGAUUUCCCACUACCACGAGACACUGGGGGAAGCUCUACAGGGGGUGGAACUCGAAUUCUCAGGGUUGGACAUUGACUUCAAGACUGAUGUGGCUAAAACUGUAUAUUGUGAGGUAGAGCUGGAUGAAGUUCGACUCAAGACUUUUGUUUAUGCUGUGAAGAACCACUACUGGUACCAGAUGUACAUCGAUGACCUUCCAAUUUGGGGCAUAGUAGGCGAAAUUGAUGAGGCCAAUGAUGCCUACUACAUCUGGACACACAAAAAGUUUGAUCUGGGCUAUAACGGCAACCAGAUUGUAGAUGUGAACCUGACCUCAGAGUCCCGGCAGAAGCUGGAAUUGGGGGCCAAGAUUAAAUUCACCUAUGAGGUCAACUGGAAGAAGUCCGGGGUCAAGUUUGAAGACCGCUUCGACAAGUACCUUGAUCCAAAUUUCUUCCAGCAUAGGAUUCACUGGUUCAGCAUUUUCAACUCUUUCAUGAUGGUGAUCUUCCUGGUGGGUCUUGUAUCCAUGAUCCUCAUGCGUACCCUGCGUAAGGACUAUGCUCGCUACUCCAAAGAUGAGGAAAUGGAUGACAUGGAACGAGACCUUGGUGAUGAGUAUGGCUGGAAACAGGUCCAUGGAGAUGUCUUCCGCCCCCCAUCGCACCCCAUGCUCUUCUCAGCGCUUGUGGGCUCGGGCUACCAGAUGCUUACCGUCACCUUCCUCGUCAUCCUCCUUGCCAUUGUUGGUGAACUGUAUACAGAACGAGGAUCUAUGGUCAGCAUUGCCAUCUUCAUCUAUGCUGCCACAUCACCUGUAAACGGUUACUUUGGAGGCUCAUUAUAUGCGCGAAUGGGAG